This is a messenger RNA of Lingula anatina, 1914 nucleotides long. RefSeq lists its product as uncharacterized. NCBI's taxonomy places the organism in Eukaryota, Metazoa, Brachiopoda, Lingulata, Lingulida, Lingulidae. The record is from RefSeq and is a predicted model, not a curated record.
UCAGCAGUUCCACUUCACUGUCACUAGCGUUCGACGUUACUAAAGGCACGGUGGACAAGCACUUUUUGCUUUUCUAGUCUACGGACUUAAAGGCAUUGAAAAAGCGUUGUGGAACAACCGGCAUAUCGAUGAACGGAAUCUCGGCCCAGUUUAUUUCCCAACUAGUGAGGAUCUCCAUGAAGUUGCACUCUGGAUUUUCAGUUUCUUCAGCGGCAGGUCGAGUACCUGUCUAGGUCCAACAGCCAGAAUGAAAGAACCGUGCAUCCCUAUGACGGUAUUGCCUGCAUCGUUGGUCCAGUGGGCCAUCGUCCUGUCUGGGGUCUGUCUCAGCUCCAGUGACGUCAUCAUGACGCCAGCAGAAAAUCAGCUAUGGAGUACGUCACAAAUUAACAUAGGAGGACAAGAUGUACCGAUAACAAAAUCUCCACAUUCAUGGUCACCGCCUGAACGAUUACCAAAGCUACAAAUGUCGUAUUGGGAGGAAUCGGAAAUUGAAGUCGAUGACAAUGAAACAUCUGUUACUAACAUACCAAAGACAGCAGAAGUAUACCAGUAUGAAGGAAACUCACAUCUUUCAGUAGGGGUCGCUGCAGCAAUUGCCGUGGGCGUGUCUUUCCCAGUGGGCGUGGUUCUUGGUGUCCUGGUCACAAUCGUCUGCUGCAAAUGCAAAAAGAGGGCGACACCUUCCACCCCCUGUAGACACAUGAAGCGUCGGUCAACUUACGCAAGGACUGAAAUACGUGGAAUCCCACACAUACUGGCGAGCACCGGCUCUUUAAGUCCUUCUCAUCUGGGCCUCAGCGGAACUGGCAAGCAUGAAGGGGAUGUUUGCGGGCACCACGAAUGUAGCCCUACGCGUUGCACGCACAGCUCGACUCUGAAUCAAAACAUGGCAAAACGCAAUCAAAACGAAACUACGGAUAUAAAUGUUGAAGUCGGGCGUGCCUCCAGUGACCCGGAUUAUCAUCCGUAUCUAGAUCUUAUUGGAUCGCAGGUUGAAAAGAACACGAUAUUCUAUGCUUACACCAACGUCGCCGAAACUGAAAGUGCGUGCGCCCACGUGCACGAAUGUGACGAGGACGAAUACGACACAUGCGCGUAUGAGAUAAUAGAGCCCAGCUCAUUGCAGUGUGAAUGCACUGAUCAUAACGAAGACUAUAAUGGAGCUCACCAGAUGGCGCCACGCGAGACAGAAGGCAUAUUUAAGACAAAGAUUCACUUUGAACUUUCCUGUUGAUUCAUAACCACUCAGUUACGAAAAAUAUCAAACCGUUUCCUUUUCAUACCUUACACAUUAUCCAGAUAAGAAAACGCUCAACAAUUAAUUAAAAUAAUUAAUUAAUUAUGAUGAGAUUGGGACAACGGGAUUUCUUCAACGUUGCUAUAUAAAAAAAUGCGCUUUCAUUUGAAAUUAGAAUAGAACUGCAAUCCUGAGGGAAGUAAAGACUAAGCCUCAAUGGGACAUAUUCAUUACAAGGAAUGGCUUUUUAUACGAAAGUUGGGAUUUGCUUUAUGUGAAAACUUGACAACUUUUAGCAUCACGAAUCUUGUUGGAUAUCACUGUCUUUUAUCAACGAACACAAAAAUUACAACUGAAUCAAUCAAUUCAUCAAUUAAUCAGUUCCAUAGGGUAACAAAACAGGAACGCUAUCAACUGCCCGGAUAUAUAAAUGACCAAACUGAUAGUUACGUUCGCACUGAAGCUGUCUAAAAAUAAUGAACGGCCAUUUUAACAAUGAGAGUGUGCAAUAUGUUUUGGUGCAAUAUCAUAUGAUGCUUAACAACAUAGUCAUCGCCAUAUGCAUUUGUCACUAUAUUACUGUUAUUGUGGCCAUUCAGAAAAUAAGACUAGCAGAGGGCUUCAGUCCCACGGGAAUUGAUUCUAACACCAAGAAAUGCUAAUUUGUAAUAAUU